CAAAUCAAGAUUUUGUUUUUUGCAAGAUUUGUAUGUCAAUGUCAAGACCAGUUCAGUGUCAGAACCAGUUAGACCUGUGUUAGAACAAGCUGUUUACUAGGGAUAAGACCAGUGUCAGCAGUUAACUUAUACAUUCAAGGACAAUAUUUGCACAUUCAGAGCUGAUUUCUGCAUUUUUAUAUUUAUAAGGGCAUGUUCUGUAUAUGCAUAAGGUAUUUCAUUUAUUAACAGAUAUUCUUGAUCUGAAUAAUUAGGAAUCUAUAUUUGUGAAUUAUUAAGAAAAAUAUUGGAUAUUUAAAGUGAAUUUUGUCACUCUAUUAGCAGUUUUGCUUCAAACCCCUGUUAACUUCUUACACUGGUUUAGACCUGUUUUAAAGGUAAGAAUAAAAACUAUUUGCAGACAGUAGCAGCAUUUUCUGAAGUAAAACUUUGGUUAAAGAAUGCAGAUUUUGUACUGUAUCCAGAAAAGUGAAUAUGGUGGAAUGUGUCUGGUGUGUGUUGGUGUGUAUUGAGGUGUGUGCAGUAGAUUGAUUAUAUUUUUUAGAGGAUAGCGUUAAUAUACAGUGAAUGUGAUCGUGGCAUGUGAGAAUGUGAUUGCUCACCAUUUUUCAAAGAACAUUUAGUCUUUAGGUUUUGGUUUGGUUUGAUUUAAAUGGCCAUUUGAUUAAAAUAUAUGGUGGUAUUUUCUUUGCUUUCAUAGUAUCUGAAAGUGUUAAACAGACUUGAUCCUGGUUUUAACUACUUAAAGCAUGUAUUGUUAAAUAUGAAUUUGAGUAAAAAAAAAGUGGUCAUGUAAAUUGAACCAAAAUGCAAAAAUGUAACAUUCUUAUACUCCCCUCAUAAUAUCAAACAUAUUAUACACCUAUGAUCUUUUGAUUAACUUUGUUUCAUUAUUAUAACUAAUGAGUGGGUUUUAUAGUUUUGCUUUCUUGGUGCUUUGGAAAAACUGCUAAUUAUAGAAGAGCAGCCCUCAUACUCUGUUUUCUCUUAGCUUCAAAUGUUGAUUAAAAAAUAAUAUAUAUAGAUAGAAAUAUAAUAAAACCAAAUUGACAUUUUGCAUGUUGGUGGUGCUUUUACUAAUGCUAUAUAUUAGUAGUCUCUCGGGGUUCUAGUCACAAAUUUUAAAAACAUUUCAGAGUAAGAGGGCUGAUCUUAAAUCCAUCUCGUCAAGAUCUUGUUUGCAGGUCAUGUAAAGAUUAAUCGUGCCUGGAUCGGUGGUCUUGUUCCCAGGAGCUUGGUGGUGGCCCAGGUGGGCGGGGAUGUGCAUUACUAUAAUGUGUGUGUUUCAGGACUGGGAAGCAGAAAGUCAUGACUGGUACUGUUUUGAGUGUCACCUUCCUGGAGACGUGCUAGAGUGUGACGGCUGUUUCCGUGUCUACCACCUUCGCUGUGUGUCUGAAGACCACCGGCCACGCGACACAACCUCCCACUGGCAGUGCGGCAUCUGCAGGAUCAAAUGAAUACAGCCUAGGGCAGUAAAAGGAAGAAUUUGAACAAACAGGAAAUGACAACAUGCCUGAAGUUCAUUCUUGGACGCAUGAAGGAAAGGGCUGUGGACCUGCACAAGAGAGGCAAGGAGUCAAAGCAACCCAUGUACAGAAGACUGAUCCACACGCCUCUGGAUGUGGAUAACAUACAAGAGAACAUCUCAGAGGGGAAGUACAAGAGCUUUGAGGAGUUCAGGGCUGACGCUCAGCUUAUUGUUCACAACACAGCCAUUCUGCACGGAGUCAACAGCGAUCAGACCGAAAUUGCAAGACUUCUCUACAACGACACAUGCCACGAGCUGAACGAGUUAAUGCUGUGCAGACACUGCUUCUAUCUCUCGAACGCACGACCCGACAACUGGUUCUGUUACUCAUGUAGUCCGACUCAUGAGCUGGUGUGGGCCAGGAUGAAGGGCUUUGGUUAUUGGCCUGCAAAGGUGAUGCAGAGGGAGGGCAAUCAGGUGGAUGUUCGGUUCUUUGGUCAUCAGCACCAAAGAGCAUGGAUUCCUUCUGACAACAUCCAGGAGAUCACAGUUAACGUGCAGCAGCUGCAGGUGAAGCGCAGCUCGGGGUGGAAGAAGGCAUGUGAUGAGCUGGAGCUCCACCAGCGGUUCCAGAGGGAGGGCCGAACCUGGAAAGGGAAGCUCGAAGAGAAGCACGACAGGUCGGACAGGCACGAAAGACAGGAAGACAGACAGGAAGAGGCGGAGUCAAGUAUCUCCUCCACAUCCAACGAGCAGUCAAAAGGCAACCAAGAGCCCAAAGCUAAAAAGAGCCGCCGUUCCCAAGUCGCUGAGCCCAAAGAAGAGGAACCGGAGCCUGAGAUGGAAGCCGUCAGCUCAAGUCAAGAGAUCCCCACAGCUGUUCCACAUCAACCUGAGCGUAUGUCCGUCUCCACCCAGACCAAAAAGUCUGGCUCGCCUUCCUCCUCUUCCUCACCAGCUCCUCGCAUGGUACACCGAGGCACUCAGACGGUCAGUGAGGGCAGCUGCCAAAACAUGUGCCACGACAAAUACACCAAGAUCUUCAGCGACGUUAAAGAAAUGAUGAAAGCGGAGAACAAGCGGGAAACCGAACGCGUUCUGAAAGAGGCUCUGGACAAGUUGCGAGUGGAGAUGGAGGAAGAGAAAAGGCAGGCGGUGAACAAAGCGGUAUCCAACACGCAGGCUGAGAUGGAAAGAAAGUGCAAACAGGUGAAAGAGAAGUGCAAAGAGGAGCUCAUGGAGGAGAUGAAGAAGAUGGUAGCUCAGCAUAAACAACUUAUUUCCCAGACCAAGAAGAAGCAGUGGUGUUAUAACUGUGAAGAAGAGGCGAUGUAUCACUGCUGCUGGAACACGUCGUACUGCUCCAUCAAAUGCCAACAGGAGCACUGGCACGCCGAUCACAAACGUACCUGCCGCCGGAAGAGAUGAGCUACAGCUGGCCACACCCCUCCUCUCGACUCCACCCAUCCACGAGCCACGCUAUUGGAUAGAUUUUAACGCUCAACACCCUCCCCCUGCCCUUGGAUUCUUGAUUUUUUUAGCCAGCAUUUUAAACCCCAGCUCUUAGAACACUUUUACCAGAACAUUCUGCUGAGUUGCGGUGAACGCUAACAAGGCAGCCAGUGCAGGACUUCACGACCCUUGUGGAGAUGGUUUUAUGUUUGGAUUGUAGCGGUAUCUCAUUGCGUAUUCCUUUUUGUUUUUACCCUUUUAUUUGCUGUAUGACGGAAAUCAGCCUUGCUUGCAUACAGACUAGCUGAAAUGUGAAGUACUAGUAAUCUUUUUAAACAACUUAAUCUGAAGCUAUGUAGAUAUUUGACUCUUUUAUAUAAGCGAAUCAUGUCAGCCUCCUGCAUUGAGUGAAGUUGGUGCUUUUAAACUCGACGGUUGGUUUUUAUCAGUGGUUGUGAUGUGUCAUUUUUUUGGGAACAGGGUUUAAAGAUGGCAGGUCAUGUCUGUCUGAAUGAUACAAUCUUCCAUUAAUGAAUAUGCACAUUUCAUGGUUACACUUUUAAAUAGGCCUUUUAAUUUUUAACGAAAAAACUAAAUUAUGUGCUAAUUUUGGGUUCCAUUCCUGUAGCUUAAGUGUACUAAAUCUUUGCCGAGUGGGAUCUUUAGUGAGGUUUGUAAAUGUGGGCAAAUUUGUUACCAGUGCUCUCAGACAAAACGAAAUUUGUCACGAUCCAGUUCUAUAGCAAAAUUUAAUCAGACUUAAGAUUGUACAGAGAUCAGUGUAAAUUAAACAAUCAUAAAUGAUCGCUAUAGGGUUUUAUCAUUAAAAAUGACCUUUUGUGGCACUUUUUGAUCUAAGAAAAAAGUUAAAAGGAUAGUUCACGUAAAAAUUCCAAUUCUGCCAUCAUUUACUCACCCUCAAAUGGUUAAAACCUGUACGGCUUUCUUAAAUGCUGAUCCACAUCCACUUUCAUUGUAUGGAAAAGAGCAGCUUGGACACUCGGCGAAACGUCUCCUUUUGUGUUUUUCGCCAGAACAUCAGUCAAACCGGUUUGGAACAACAUGAGGCUGAGUAAAUGACAAAAUUAGAAUUUUUAGGUGAAUUAUUAUUGCAAUAACAAAUUUUUAAGUACAAAUGAGGUCAGAUCUAUCUUUAGAGAGUUGUCUAUGUCGACCGGGAGAACCAAUCAGCUGAAGGAUGUAGGGGAACAUGAGGUUCUUCUCUAAUGGUUUUGCACAGAUCCAUAUCUGCGUCAACUUGUAUUCUGUUUCUCUCUGAAGUUCUGGAUGUGUCUUAAAUCACGUCUGAUACAUCCAGGUUUCUGUCCUGCCCUAUUUCUCCUUCUUUCUCUCUCUCUCUCUCUCCUCCCUUCCCAACCUCACUGUUGCACUACAUGUAAAUAACUGUUUGCCGCUAACCGUGACUGAUGACGUUUGCACGUUAGCAUAUGUACAUUUCAUGAACACAUUAACUAUGUAUUUGAUAAAGUCGAAAUGUAAAGGAAAAAAAAAAAUAUUUGUGAUAUAACGGUAAUAUGUUCCAUUCCAGUGUGCAUGAAACCAGGUUGUGUGUACCUUAUUUUGGGCUCUGCGUUAAUCUACGUCUUGCGUGUCAUCGGUGAUGCAGUAUGUCUCCUUUUUGGUUUUCUAGGGUAAUUUGACACCACUUUGUAAUUGCAAGUAACCCUUUUUUAAAAUUUAUUUUUUAACUUAUAUUUAUGCGGACAGAGUAAUGACUACUGAGAAUUUCCGACACCCAGCGAGAAGUCUGCUAUACAAACACCUGUCUUUCAUGUGCAUACGAAUUAAAAUGUGGUGUAAACGUUUUCCCCUUUCUUGCAUUACAUUAUGUAACAGUACUAUGUAUAAAUAAAACAUAUCAACCGGU
This is a messenger RNA of Onychostoma macrolepis, 4811 nucleotides long. It is a transcript of the gene zmynd11, whose product is annotated as zinc finger, MYND-type containing 11. The transcript has 13 exons. Bases 1505 to 2899 code for a protein of 464 amino acids. Gene Ontology annotation, molecular function: protein binding; transcription corepressor activity; DNA binding. Gene Ontology annotation, biological process: regulation of transcription elongation by RNA polymerase II. The record is from RefSeq and is a predicted model, not a curated record. NCBI's taxonomy places the organism in Eukaryota, Metazoa, Chordata, Actinopteri, Cypriniformes, Cyprinidae.